Messenger RNA from Setaria italica (foxtail millet), 1516 nucleotides. Its product is annotated as SNAP25 homologous protein SNAP33. Gene Ontology annotation, molecular function: SNAP receptor activity. Gene Ontology annotation, cellular component: SNARE complex; plasma membrane. The transcript has 6 exons. The record is from RefSeq and is a predicted model, not a curated record. Lineage: Eukaryota; Viridiplantae; Streptophyta; Magnoliopsida; Poales; Poaceae. The coding region runs from base 417 to 1289 and encodes 290 amino acids.
GUUUUCCUCGCACUCUCGCACCCGUGCCGACCUUCCUUGACCCAGCCGCCGCCGUGCCGAUCAACACGUCGGUUAAUAAUUUUCCCAACAAGAACCGCGUGCGUACGAGCCAUAGGACCGGAUGGGUAUGAGACGCACGCGAUCGCGCGACCGGGUCCUCGCUUUUACUGCUUCCUUCCUCCCUUUCUCCUCUUUUGCAUCAGCGAGGUGCAACUGUUAUAUUCUCUUCUUCGCGUUGUCCCACUGUUAUAUUGCCGCAGGUGCCUUGAACUCCUUAUCUUCCUGGUGUGCUCCUGCCCGAUCCCCACCCGCGGAUCCUCGGACCUUGCCUAGCUUCGUCCAGGAACAGGAGUUUCCCCGAAAAGUAACUGCCCUUCUCGGUUGAUAACUGCCGCGGCACCAAGAUUUCAGUCACCAUGAGCGGGAAGCGAUCCUUCUUCGCAUCCAAGAAGAAGGCCACCAAUCCUUUCGACUCCGACUCCGACGACGGCGACAAGCAGCAGCAGCAGCGGCCGGCGCGGGCCUCCUCCGUGCCGCCCCCGACCGAACAGCGGGACUCCCUCUUCGGCGCCGGCGCCGGCGGCCAAGACAUGGGCGGGCUCUUCUCCUCCUCGGCGGCGCCGAGGAAUAGCCACUACCGAAACGACUUCCGAGACGCCGGCGGCCUGGAGGGCCAGUCGGUGCAGGAGCUGGAGGGCUACGCGGCGCACAAGGCCGAGGAGACCACGCGGCGGGCUCAGGGAUGCGUCAGGAUAGCCGAGGGGAUGAGGGAUACCGCGUCCAAGACCCUCGUCACCGUCCACCAGCAGGGGCAGCAGAUCCACCGCACGCACAUGAUGGCCGUCGACAUCGACCAGGACCUCUCCAGGAGUGAGAAGCUAUUGGGUGAUCUUGGGGGUCUAUUUUCCAAGAAGUGGAAGCCAAAGAAGAACGGCACAAUCAGGGGUCCUAUGCUAAGUAGAGAUGAUUCCUUCAUAAGAAAGGGCAGUCAUUUGGAGCAAAGGCAGAAAUUAGGGCUGGCGGAUCAUCCGCCUCGAUUGAACGCGCCCGAAUUUAGUUCUGAACCUACAUCAGCAUUUGAGAAAGUUGAGAUGGAGAAGGCAAAGCAGGAUGACGCUCUUUCUGAUCUAAGCGACAUACUGACCGAGCUGAAAGGGAUGGCCGUUGACAUGGGCUCUGAGAUUGAGAGGCAAACAAAGGCAAUGCGCGAUGCAGAGAAGGAUUAUGACGAGCUGAACUUCAGGGUAAAGGGAGCAAACACUCGAGCUCGCCGUCUGCUUGGGAGAUAAAAAGAAUAAAUUCUUGUCUCUAGAUGAUUCAUAUGACAUAGACUAAUCUUCAGGGUGCUCUGCACUCCUCUUUUGCACUAUAUGGAGCAUCAAUUCUGAUGACUUUGUGCAUCGGAUUUUGAACAAUAUGGUUGGCUGUGGACGUUUCAGCGUGUAUUGUACAUAUGCCAUUAGACAGUAAUGUAUCUUUAAUCUGCCAAUUGUUUAAAAUUGUAUGAGUUUAUUUA